AAACAAUAAUAAACAUAACGUAGUGUUUGUUGUCAACAAAGUUGUGAUUAUUUUCAAAUUUUAAGACAAUUAAAGUGUCAUCAGAUCUGAUAAGUGGUCUGACAUCGAAAUAUAAGAUAUCAAUUGACUAAUUGAUGACAAUAUGUCAACAUUGAGAAAGUUGUCAAAAGUUGGUGAUCUCAUACCACUUCCAUAUCAUAUAACUCCUGAAAAUAGGUUUGAAAUCCUUAACCAAAUUAUAACACCUUUAUAUGGGAAGUCAUACGACAAACAAUUGGGUAUUAAAUACACGAAAAACAAGAAAAUCUUGCAAUCGUUUGGCAAACGGUUGCGUGAAAUCAAUUCACCGGUUAUUUGUGCGGGUGAUGGACUUGUCUGUCCUCUGGAACGGGUCAAAGAAUCACCAAUUGUUGAAAGAUACCGUAACAAAGAUGAGUUUAGUAUAUGGCCAGGAAUUGAUGGUUAUAACCGGACGCUCGGCUUUUUUGUAGGCCAGCCAUCUGUUAAUAAACAGGUGUAUUGUGUAGAGCCCUAUCAUAUUGUUGUCAGUCGGGAAUCGCAUCUAAGUAUUGCCGAAAAGUUUCAAAGUUAUCUCAAAUAUAUCACUAAAUAUGAUUCGUGUGAAAACUAUGGACUCGGAGGUCAUUGGAGACGCUUUCACAUUAGAUCUAAUUGUUUAGGUGAUCACAUGGUCACCGCUAUUCUCCAUCCACAACAACUAUCACAAGAGCAACUCAAUGAUGAAAUGAAUCAAUUGAGACAAUUCUUUGAAGACGAUUGCAGAAUCAAAUCCUUUUAUUUUCAGGCCUCAAGACAUACCAGACUUAGUGAUGAAAAAUCGCCGUUUAUUAACAUUUUUGGUGAUAAAACUAUCACUGAAUCACUCUUUGAUAAGAAAUUUGAGAUAUCAGUCGAUUCAUUCUUUCAAAUCAAUACAACUGCCGCUGAAGUCUUAUACAAGACUAUAAUGUCAGAGUUAAAUGUUAACAAAAAAACAACAGUUCUGGAUAUAUGUUGUGGUACGGGAACUCUGGCCAUAUUGAUGGCAUCAGAUGUGUGUCGGGUCGUUGGCAUCGAUUCAUCCCAAUCAGCCAUUAAUGAUGCCAAGAAAAAUGCCGCCUUUAAUGGUAUCAAAAAUGCCGUUUUUAUUUCCGGAACAGUUGAACGUGAACUACCAAAACUUGUCGAUGAAUUAUAUUCAGAUAAUAUAGUAGUUGUCGCAAACCCUACCAGAGCUGGUCUUCAUCCGAGUGUUAUAAACAUUUUGCGUGAAUUAAAUUUUAUCCGAAAGAUAGUGUAUGUCUCGUGUAAACCGGAAGGCUAUGCUUUAAGAAAUUUUGUACACUUGUGUGUGCCAUCCAACAGACACAACUCUCACUUGGGAUCACCUUUUGUGCCGAUAAAUGCCGUACCCGUGGAUCUGUUCCCUCAAACAAAUCAUUGCGAACUAAUCAUCACUUUUGAAAGGUUUUAG
Messenger RNA from Oppia nitens, 1474 nucleotides. RefSeq names its product tRNA (uracil-5-)-methyltransferase homolog B-like. Gene Ontology annotation, molecular function: RNA methyltransferase activity. Gene Ontology annotation, biological process: RNA processing. The transcript has a single exon. Lineage: Eukaryota; Metazoa; Arthropoda; Arachnida; Sarcoptiformes; Oppiidae. The record is from RefSeq and is a predicted model, not a curated record. The coding region runs from base 143 to 1474 and encodes 443 amino acids.